Molecule: messenger RNA, 336 nt
Organism: Chondrus crispus (carragheen)
Lineage: Eukaryota; Rhodophyta; Florideophyceae; Gigartinales; Gigartinaceae
Exons: 4
Coding region: 52-336 (94 amino acids)
Biological process (GO): negative regulation of translational elongation; SRP-dependent cotranslational protein targeting to membrane
Cellular component (GO): signal recognition particle, endoplasmic reticulum targeting
Molecular function (GO): 7S RNA binding
Source: RefSeq, a predicted model, not a curated record
GAUUGAUCGAAUCCCAGUUGUUGCAGUCGCGUUAUCCGCAGCCAUUGAAAUAUGGUUUACAUAGCGCAAUGGGACGAGUUUUCGGUGUCGUCGGAGAGGUUAUUCCUGUCCUCGCCCUUGAAGACUCGAUUCAGCUUUAAGUAUCGGGCUGCUGAAGGCGCAUUCGUGUUGAAGGUAACAGAUGAUAAGACCUGCCUUCAGUACAAGAGUAAUCUGAAAAGCGACAUUCGGAAAAUGGAGGCGUUGAAUAUGCGUUUGAUGGACCUAAUGACAACAAGGGAACCAGAUGUAGAUGCAGAGGAGGAUGCGAAGGACGGAAACGCCGUUUCUCAAUAA